CCCUUGGGGGGUGGGGGGGUGUAUGCGAGGUCUACUAUAAAGGAAUAGCUGGCUCCAGUCACCAGCUCAGAACAGCUCCAGUGCUGAACUAACAACGUCCAGUAAUAAAUUGUACUCUUUGUUGCUGCAAACGCAAUUUGGGAGCUAUACAACAACCAUGAUUAAGAAAAUAUCACCCUCUGAGAAUGAUUUUGACAUCCCAGCCAAGAACUGCUACAGGAUGGUGAUUUUGGGUUCCACAAAGGUCGGGAAAACCGCAAUCGUAUCCAGGUUUUUGAAUGAAAGGUUUGAUGACCAGUACACGCCGACUAUUGAGGAUUUUCACAGAAAGUUUUACAGCAUCAGGGGAGAAGUGUAUCAGCUGGACAUUUUAGACACCUCAGGAAACCACCCGUUCCCUGCUAUGAGACGGCUAUCCAUACUUACAGGUGACAUCUUCAUCCUGGUGUUCAGUCUUGACAGCAAGGGCUCCUUCGAGGAGGUCCAGCGGCUGAAGCAACAGAUAUUCGAAACAAAGUCCUGCUUGAAAAACAAAACCAAGGAGAACGUGGACGUGCCGUUAGUGAUCUGUGGAAACAAGGGAGACGGGGAUUUCUACCGCGAAGUGCAGCCCGAGGAAAUCGAGCAGCUCAUUGCGGGAGAUAGCUCCUGCGCCUACUUUGAAAUUUCAGCUAAGAGAAACACCAACGUGGACAAGAUGUUUCAGACCCUGUUCAGCAUGUCCAAGCUGCCGAGCGAAAUGAGCCCGGACCUGCACAGAAAGGUAUCGGUGCAGUACUGUGACAUUCUGCACAGAAAGUCUAUCAAGAACAAGAAGCUAAAGGAUGACGGUGCCUAUGGAAUUGUUGCGCCUUUCGCACGGCGCCCGAGCGUCCACAGUGACUUGAUGUAUAUCAAGGAAAAGGCAAUUGGUGGAGGCCAGGGUAAAGACAAAGAGAGAUGCGUCAUUUGCUAAAUACUGACUGUAUGUUAAUGUACUGGAAAGAACAUGGUCCAAGUAUGUCUUGGCUGAGGGGUUUCAGUAUCCCCUUGAAUGCAUGGGCACAACAGCUUUGCUGGCAGUUCAGGUCUGGUUUGAGCUUCUGUCUACAGCGUGCGGAGUCUUAGAGGUAUGAUAGAUGCGCGAGGCGCGUACUAUGUGUACAAGACUAAAAAAAUGUUUUGAGGAGUGAAAUGAAGGCAAUGUGCUUAAGAUACACGAAAAACAUACACAAAUGCUUUAGAGUGUUUUUAUUAGAAAAAAUACAACAAAACUUCAGGGUAGUGGAAAUGUGAUUUAAAAAAACUAAUUGUUUACAUUUUGUAAUAUAUUUGAUAAUACAAAAAAGCAAUGUUUUUUGCAACAUGAACAAAUGUUUAUUGUGAACUUUAUUAUUUACACUUGUGAGGUGUUGAGUUAAAAAAUAAAAUGUUUGGUAAAUAA
This is a messenger RNA of Polyodon spathula (Mississippi paddlefish), 1423 nucleotides long. RefSeq names its product RAS, dexamethasone-induced 1 (gene rasd1). NCBI's taxonomy places the organism in Eukaryota, Metazoa, Chordata, Actinopteri, Acipenseriformes, Polyodontidae. The coding region runs from base 158 to 955 and encodes 265 amino acids. Gene Ontology annotation, molecular function: GTPase activity; GTP binding. The transcript is spliced from 2 exons. The record is from RefSeq and is a predicted model, not a curated record.